AAAACAGAUGGCGUUUAAUACCGGCAUUUAUAAUGUAGACGCAACGCUCUAGUUCCUUAAAUAGUGUGCUACCAUCUACAAUUCCGAGACUAAAUCAAGACUCACGUAUCAGUUGAGUUGGUACAUCAUUGUCUACGUUUAACUUACAAUAAAAAUUCCAAAUGAUCAAUUCCUUGUUUAUGAGGAAUUGACAGAAUGUGUUUGAUUAUUUUCUUGCUUGUAAAAUGGAGGACACAAAUGAUUUGUCAACUGAACCAAUUCUUUAUGAACUAUUAGAAUACUUUAUUCGAAAACAGGAGCCAGAAUUAAUAAAAUGUAAAAAUGAUACUGUUAUUUUGCCAACUACUGGUACUAUAAAGAAUGCAUUGAGAUAUCUUAAUAAUAGAUAUUCUUUACCGGAAAGUAUAUCACAGCAAAUAAGUCUCACAUUACCAUGGAAAAUUGCAGUAGGAGAUUGUGGUCGUUUGUUGGCUGUAUUACAAGAAAAUAUCAUAGAAAUACGGAAAGCGAAAGAUGAAUCAAUUAUCGGCAAAGCUUCUGUUCCAAAAGAUGCUUUCCCACAAUGGCGAAAACUUUCAUGGAGUCCAGAUGGAACAAUUUUAGUUUUAGCAUCUAGUAAUGGAUAUGUAUCAUUUUAUAAUUCAUUAGGAAAUAAUAUCUUUAACAUAAAUCCAAAAACAAUAUCACCAAACCCAGAUAUAUUGGAAGCUGGGGAUGCAAUAGCAUCUAUAAUAUUUCUUGAUCCAAGAACAAAGAAUGAAAAGUGGUCUUACGAAUUUAUAUUAAUUACAUACAGUGGCCUUUUAAAAUCCUAUCAUAUAUCUUUAUCCAAUGGUUUUAGUUUUAAUUAUGAAUUUUCUUUUUGUAACUUUUAUAAAAAUGGAGUCAAUGCAGUUGCAUAUGAUGAAAAACAUUCCUUAUUUUAUGUUGCUGGUAAUGCAAUCACAAAAAAGCUAACAUCUACAGCAUCAGAGACUGGAUUAACUUCAUGGAGAUUGUUGAAUGAUUAUCCAUAUUGUCAAUUAUCAUUUACUUUUAAUGAAAAUACUGAAACUAAAUCAAGAUUUUCUCUGUGGAAUAUUAUACCUACUUUAUAUUUUCGAGUUGAAUCAAUAAUAUUUAAUAUACGAAUAUCACCAAACAAUAAAUCAUUAAUAUGCUUACAUACAGAUGGAUCUGUAUCACUUUGGACAUUACCAAAUUUAAUAUUACAAAAUAAAUGGAAAUUGCAAGAACAACCAGGUUUCAAUAUAUCUAAUCCAUUAGGGCUUAUAAAGCUCAAAAAAUUUCCAUCUGGUUUCACAGAAUUUCAUCCUGUAGAUAUAGGAUGGUGGUCUAAUCAGGCUAUUAUCAUAGCAAGAUAUACAGGAUCCAUUUCAGUAUGUUCAACUAAAAAUCUAAAUAAUCUAUUGGGAACAAGCCCAGAAUUUUUAGCUGGUCAACCACAAAUUUGUGAGUUAGGUCCAGGUCGUGGGUUUUUAUGUUUAGAUUGUGAAUCUUAUAUAACAAGUAAAAAACGAAAUAGGGAAUCUAAUACUGAAGGUCAACUAUUAGAAGCAUCAUCAGAAAGUGAAAAAGAAAGUGAUGAAUUAGAACCUAUUACUAUUUUAAAUUACACUACAGAAUUAGUACAAAGUACUUUAUAUUCAAUUACUGAUAUGGAAAGAUUUCAACCAAAAAGAAAACGUUCAAAAGUUUUAUAUAGAACUUAUAGAAUUUUAGGACUUAAAAGUACUACUCCUGAAGAAUUAUAUACUAGAAAAAUAGAUAUUGAGGAAUAUGAAGAGGCUUUAGUACUGGCUAAUACAUAUAAUUUAGAUACAGAUCUUGUAUAUCAAACGCAGUGGCGAAAAUCUAAGUUAUCAUUAAAUGCUAUUCAUGAACAUUUAAGUAAAGUUACAAAAAGAUCUUGGGUCUUAAAUGAAUGUGUUACUCGUGUACCAGAUACCAUGGAAGCUGCAAGAGAAUUAUUAAAUUUUGGAUUAAAAGGUGCUAAUUUAGAAACAUUAUUCGCCAUUGGUGUAUAUGAUGAUGGAAAAUUUGUAUUAGCUGAUACCUUUGAUGAUGCAGUCGAAUUAGAUCAAGAAAGUAAUUUAAAGCAGAUUCAAAGAAUAAACAAAAUCAUUGAGUCUAUUGAUAUCAAUAACUUAUCAGAAGCACAAAAGGAUUUAAUUAAAUAUAGAAGAUCACUUUUGAAUCAUUUAGAUAAAUUACUUACUUAUGAAAUUAUUCUUGGACCUUCACUUCCGUACAAUAAAAAUUUUUAUGAGGAAUUCAGACAGCUUUCUAUCAUUGAAAACGCUAUUAGAUUUGCAAAGGACAGUGACUGUAGAGCAGUAGAAAUUAUGUUUGCUUAUUAUGGUAACAUAUUGUUACCACAUUGGCUAGCUAUUAUAAGUUUUUUCCCAGAAACUUUAAAUCCUUCAAAUUAUCAAAAACUGCUACCACAUUGUGAUUUAGAAGGACAACUGUUUUUACCAGAUCAAUAUGAAUUACGUCGAAAGGAUUGGUCUGAGAGAAAUAUUUUUAAUGAAAUAAUUAACUUUGUAGAGGAUGAUCAAUCUCAAUUACUUUAUGAAACAGAUCCAUCAUUAAAUAUAUAUAAAAAUGCACAACUUACACCAAACUUAUUGCAAAAAUGGUAUAGAUGUAGAGCAUAUGAAAUUGAGAAAACUAGUUUUAUGGUAGACAAUGCAUUAGGAUUAAUCAGGAUAGGAAAAUAUCAUAAUAUUAAUAAUUUAGAAGAUUUGUUAAUAGAUUUGGAAACAUUGGAUGAUCUAGUUUAUAAAGUUUAUCUGGAUGAUAUGUCAUUGGAUAAAUUAGAGAAAUUAAAUAAUCUAGAAAAGAUUAAAUUACUAAUGACAGGAUCAGAAGAAAGUAAUUUUGUCGAUAAUGUACAAAAUCUUAUAUUACCAUUUAUAAAGAGAAGGAAUAAGUAUUCUGAAAAAGAUUCUGAGGAAAAUCUAUUACAUAAUUACUUGGUCUGUAUAAGUAAAGAUGAUCUUAAAUUACCUGUUAAAUUUUUUGAAUACUUAAAACAAUUUGGUGAAACGGAUAUAACGUUAAUAAUGAAAGAUGUUGUAACCAUAGCCUUAGAUUGCAUAUAUGCAUGCAAUGAUUUAAAUAUGUAUCAAAAAGCAAAAUAUAUCUUAGAUACUAUAUCAAAAGAUCAAUAUCGUAAAGGAAAAUAUAAUAGUUCGUUUGAAGAACUUGACAGAGAACUCGAAAGCAUGAAAAUUUUAAAUAAAUAUGAAGUUAGAACAACAAUAAAUUAUUUGCAUAAUAAUAAAAACAAUCCUGAUGCUGUGAAAUUACUAUUAACUCAAAUGGCAAGAAGUUUAAACAAAUUAACACCACAUCCAGAUGAAAAACAAUGGGCUCAAUUAUUGAAUCAAAUGUUAGAAAUUCGUGGCAUGUUAUUUACAUGUAUUGAUAUUGAAAUAUGUUUUGAAAUUUGUGUAUCUGCUAGAUUAAUGUCAGGAGAUAAAUCUAAUAUUCAAACUUGCGUUACACUGAUAGAAACAAGAAAAAAAGAGGAAUCCUUACUGAAAGUUUCAUAUAAUAAAGCUGUCAAUCUUAUAAUAGAAGCUAGUAAAGAAUAUUUCAACAGUUCCAAAAGUCUUACUGAUCCAAAUAUGGAAUUAGCUAAGACUUGCUUGCAUUUGAUUCUUGAUGAUAAUUAUAUUAUCAGAGAAGAAUAUGAUCUGAUUAAUUCACUUCAAAUUUUGAACGAAUUUAAUAUAGAUAUACUACCACUUCAAGUAAGAUCUACGCACGAUAAAUUAAAAUUAAUAGAGGAUUGUUUAAAUAAACGUGAAGAUGCUUAUAAAAGUCGUCAACGAUUGUUAAUGUUAGCGAAUUAUCUACAUAUUGAAAAAAAUAGUAUUAGGCUGCGCGAAGGAAAAGUUUUAGAACUCGUGGCUAAAAAAGCAUUACAGGUUCACGACUAUAAUACUUGUGCGAUUACUUGCCAACAACUAAUGCAAAUUAAUUAUGUUCCUAUAUGGACAGUGGUAUUUGAAUUAGGAUGUUCUGAAAAUUUUCGAGAUUUACAAACUCGUAAGAGAUGUUUAUGGUUUGCUAUAAAUAAUGGACCUAAUGAUAUAUUAAUCAAAGCUUUGGAAUGCGUACAUUUAAUUGAAGUGCAAAUAUUACAUGAAAAUUUGCAGUUGUGGAUGCCUAAUGAUAUAUCUGAAGAUUUUGAUGAGAUUGAAAGUGAAGAUGAAUUUAUAGAUGCUAUGACUACACCUCAAGUAGAAAGAAAAGAAUUUAUUCCUAAGGUGUUUGAAACAUCAACAGAAAUUGUAAAAACUUCUGCUAACAUUAUGAAAAAUUCAACAUAUGGAUUAAUCAAGAAUAUAGGGAAUACAGAUUUUUGGAAGUCAAGAUUAAAAUUUAGUUUCAGUAAUUCAUUACAAAAAGAAAUACAAAAUGAAAAUGAAACCAAUGAGAAUGGAAAUACAAAUAUUCAAAGUUUCUCUUGUUUUUAUGAAACUUUAUAUAAAAAUGAAAGAAUCAGUAAUCUUGAUACAAAAUACGUAAAUUAUUCUAUAUUAGAAGUGCAAAAUACUAAAUUAAAAUUAUGUAGAGCAUUAUUAAGAAUAAGUUUAUUAACUGAAGCUUCUUGUUACGGACAUGAAGUAAAUGAUAUUAAUCAUUUGCUUUUAGAAUGUGCUAAACAUACUAUCCAUGAAGAUUGGUUGUUAAGUGUGGCAUACUUGCUGAGUCUAAAUAAAACUUUUAUGUCAGAUAUUCUAUCUAUUUUCAUGAAUUUACCAAGAAAUGAAUUGUGCAUAGAAACAGUUAUAUAUUACUAUUCUUUAGAACUUCAUAAACAAUUAUGUAAUAAUAUUGAAAAGUUAUACAUGUAUGAUCCAUUAUGUUUAAUAAGCAAGGCACUAAUGCUUGCAACAAAUUGUGAUGAAUGUGACAUACAAAAGGCAUUAUUGCACUGUAAAUCUUAUUUAAUGAAUGAUGAAAAACUCACAAGUAUGCUGUCAACAAAUUCUGAUGAAGAUGUGAAUGAUGAAAAGUAUAACGUUCCUGAACAUAGCACAAGUAUAAAUAAACAAACAGAUAUAGAAUAUAAUAAUGGAGUAACAACACUAAGUUCAGAUUCAAUGAAAGAUGAAGUAUCAUCUACAUUAUUUAAUUAUAAAGAUGAUGAAUGGACAGAUGAGUGGAGUAAUUUUUCUGAUGCUGAUCUAGAUGAAACUGUAAAUAAUAUCACACAAAAAGAAGUUAUAGUUGAAGAUAAAAUUUAUACAGAAGAAGAUCGUUUUAAAAUUUUCAUGAAAAUGUACACAGAAAUAAAAAAUAUACAAGAUUACGAGCAAGUUAAGAAUAUCUUGUCGACGUGGCCAGUUUUUAAUAAGUCUGAAUUUACUACAGUUAAUCUACAUCCAAUAUUACAAAUGAUUAAAAUAGUUCGUACGUGUAUCAUAGACAAAGAUACUGCCCAAUAUGAAGAUCAAGUAUUACAAGAGUAUAAAGAUCUCAUUAAAAUGAUAUCUGGAACGAAUAUACUCAGGGAAUUUCUAAAACAAGAACUUGAUAACAUUCCUUUAGAUCACAAUCUUCAUAUACGUCUUUGUACAGAUGAUCCAAUACUUCAUAAAGAGGCAAUAGAUAUACUUCAAAAAGAGGAAAAGAUGAAGCUUUCAUUAAUAACACUAAAAGAAAUCUUUUCAAAAAAUUUAACUUGUUAUUUUGAGCCAGAUCAUGAGGUAUACAAGCAAAUAAUUAAACAUAUUUUUAUAAAACAAUCUUUUCCAAAUAUUGAAGAAAAUACAGCAAUACUUGUAGAAAAAUUAAUGGAACAAAAGCACGUGAUGCAUGCUUUAAGUAUAAUAAGUAUGACAAAAAAUAUACCUACAUCUUUAAGUACUUUCGGAACUUGUUUUCAGAUGUUAAUGAAAAAAUAACUUUCAAUUAUAAUGGCAUAUACUGAAAUAUUAAUUGUAUAUAAAAAAAAAAAAAAAUAUAUAUAUAUAUAUAAAUGUUAUAAAAAUGACUUCUUUUAUUAGAACAAUGUAAUUUUCUUUCACUCAUGUUAUAAUAUUCAAACACGAGUAAUUAUAUAACAUAUGAAAAGAGCACAACAUAGAAAAAACGAAUUGUAUUUUUCUACUUGAAUAUAUAUUAGUUUACGUGAGAAGCUAAAUGUUACAAUACAUUAUUAAUUGCUGCAAAUUGUAUAAAAAGCAUUAUGAUGAAUCAAAAUUAACCUAAAAUAUGGAAUAAUUAUAUUAAUGCCGAAAAUCAAUUGAUGAAGUCACUGGUAGAGAUUAUCAACCUUUCAAAGAAGACAAUCCAGCUCUCAUUAUUUCAUCAACAAGCAGAAGAUUACUUGCAAUAAUGGUGCUGUAAAGUAAAAUAAUGUAUUAUAUAAAUAUUCAAUCGCUUUGAUUUAAUUUAAACUAACUACAUUUUGUAGUAUAUUAAUUUUAACCUAUUACCAUGAAUUAAUUAUUUGUUUCUUCACGACAUAAUUAUCAAAAAUUCCAGCAUCAACUGGUUUUAGAGCUUCUCCAGUAGUCACAUCUAAACCAACAGCUUCUCCUAAAGUAGAACUUUCUUCCAGUAAUUUUACAAUUGUGUCUUGGGAAUCAAAACCACUGUUAAUAGCUAAAAAUAUAAAAAUAUAUUAAUUUUUUAAUAUAAUAUAAUAAAUGAAAAGGCUAAAGUUUUAGAGUCAUAUAGUAUACCAAGAGUUUUUGGAAUAAUGAGUAAAGCUUCAGCAUAUGCCUGUACUCCUAAACGUUGCUUUCCUUUUACUUUCUCUUUAUAUUGUUGAAGUGCUUGACUAGCAGCUACUUCAAAUGCACCAGCUCCAGGUAUAAUAGCUUGAUCAUCAAUAGCAUUUUUUAUAGCCCUUAAUCCAUCUCUUACAGCAUCCUUCAAUUGUUCUAGUGUAUAUUUAUUUGGACCCUAUAUAAAAACAAGGUUAUACACAGUUAUAUAUUGUAUAACACAGUUAUACAUUUUUUAUAAACAAAUAAAUUUACCUUCAGAAGAAUUGUGACAGAAUUUGGAUUUUUACAAUCUUCUAUAAAUGUGUAUUUGGUUUCUCCCUGAAAUAAAUCCAUUUUUAGAUAUGUGUUCUAGUAUUCAUAAAUAUUUAAAAAUUUUAUUAGUAAAUUACCAGAACGUGUUCAUAAACUAAGCCAGCCCAGCCAAGUUGUUCCUCCUGCAAAUCAUCUACAGAAUUCAUAGCUACUCCACCACAUGCAAGUGCUAAACGUUCCAUAUUCCUACGUUUUGCACGACGUAAAGCCAUAAUAUUUUCUUUUGCAAGCAUGUCUAAAGAUGGUGGAUCAAUACCCUUUUGAUUUAUUAUAACAAAUGAUUUAUUUGUUCCAUCACACAAUUUCUUCUUCAACUCAAUUAUUUUUUUAACACGAUUAUCUAUGAAGUGUCUUUCUGCUGCAACUAAUUUUUCUCGUUCUUCAGCUGUCUUAUAGAAGAAUCCACUGUUUACCUAUAAUGUUAAUAAUUAUAUAUUCUAUUAUCUAAAAAAUUGUAUGUACAUCAUUUUAUUUACUUACUUCACUUUUUUCAUAUUCUAAACUGACAUUACAUGUAAGAAUAUAUGCAUUUUCUACUCUUUUAGGCAUGUCUGGAUGUCUGCAGCCAUGAUCUGUCACAAUACCACGAAUUAAAGUAGUGUCAAUAGCAGUCCUAUGCUGCAUUUCCAUUAAUUCUACCAUAUGUAAAUCAAUUUCUUUUCCUUCCUGUCUGAUAGCUAAUACUGCAUCUACGCAAAUUCCUGUCAAUUUAUCUGCUAUACUAGGAUGGACCUUUGUUCUAAGUGAUGUCCUUGCUAUUUCUAAAAGAUUUUCUCUGGUAACAGUAAUUGGGAUUUUCAAAGAAUCCAAAAUCUCUAAUGUUUUAGCACGAGCUAAUUCGAAGCCUUCUGUUAACACCCUUGGAUGUAAGCCUUCUGAGAUGUAAAGGUCUGCUUGUUUAAGAAGUUCUCCUAUAACUAAUACAGUACUAGUUGUACCAUCUCCAGUUAUAUCAUCUUGAGCAGUCGAUGCUCUUGCAAUUAAAGAUGCUGUUGGAUGUUGAAUUUGCAUUUCAUGAAGUAAUACAUUUCCAUCUUUAGUU
Molecule: messenger RNA, 8109 nt
Organism: Vespa velutina
Lineage: Eukaryota; Metazoa; Arthropoda; Insecta; Hymenoptera; Vespidae
Product: NBAS subunit of NRZ tethering complex-like
Exons: 18
Coding region: 225-5924 (1899 amino acids)
Biological process (GO): retrograde vesicle-mediated transport, Golgi to endoplasmic reticulum
Cellular component (GO): endoplasmic reticulum membrane; Dsl1/NZR complex
Molecular function (GO): SNARE binding
Source: RefSeq, a predicted model, not a curated record